CCCUCCACAAGGUGUUGCAUGUUGCUUGCGGCCGAGAUCUGGCAGCUUUGUGGGCAAAUAAUACAUGCUAAAAACCGGCGAUUCCGAGGUUGCGUCGAGUGAGACGUCAUUGUUGCCGAGGGCUUCAUCGAGCUCGUAUUCGACCUGAUUAGUCCGAUUGGCGGAUCUUACGAUUCUCGACAGGAUGUAUACCGGAGAAAUAGUGGAUUUCACGACGCUUGACAAGGACAUUCAAGAGCUGAUAAGGGAGAGCGCGGCGGUGCGGGAGAAGUCAUACUCGCCGUACAGCAAAUUCAAGGUCGGCGCCGCGGUGCGAUGCACCGAUGGUAGCAUCUCCCGGGGCUGCAACGUGGAGAACGCGUCAUUCCCCGCGUCUGUCUGCGCCGAGACCGCGGCGAUCGUUCACGCUGUCUCGGAGGGGAAGAAGAAAUUCACAGCGUUGACCGUGGUCGCCGACCAGGAGAACGUCAAGUUCACCACUCCGUGCGGAGUAUGCAGGCAAGUCAUCUCCGAAUUCUUCGGCGAUAACAUACCCAUCUACCUGACGAGAAGCGACAUGAAACAGGUUCUACGGACUAAAACGAGCGAAUUGUUCCCGUUCUCGCCGUUUCACACAAGUGACACGAAAACUUCCUAAUCUAUCUCUAUUCGGAGGUGACGCUCGAUCAUCAUAAAGGCUAUGACUAAAUUUUUCUAAUGCUGCUCCUCGAUUCGAAUAUUAUAUAAUCUUAUGUUAUAUAUGAUUUAAUGUUUUAUUUCGAAGAAAUUAAUCGAUGCCGAAGUAUUAUUUACAGUGACGUAAAUAUACUUAUCGAUUGUUUAAAAUAUGAUAUAUUACGAUGUAGCACUGAAACAAAAGUAUUAUUGUUGUGACGUUUAAAAAGAGAAAAAUGAUUUGUUAAGAUUAUUAUUGAUUGUUAAUCAAGUUUAUAACGUAUAUGAUACGCUAAUAUAUAUUUGUUAUAUCUAU
Messenger RNA from Camponotus floridanus (Florida carpenter ant), 970 nucleotides. Its product is annotated as cytidine deaminase. Gene Ontology annotation, cellular component: cytosol. Bases 185 to 637 code for a protein of 150 amino acids. The record is from RefSeq and is a predicted model, not a curated record. The transcript is spliced from 2 exons. NCBI's taxonomy places the organism in Eukaryota, Metazoa, Arthropoda, Insecta, Hymenoptera, Formicidae. Gene Ontology annotation, molecular function: zinc ion binding; cytidine deaminase activity.